GCGUCAAGCAAAGGAGCGACUAAUUUCUAGAAGAAGUACCUAGCAUGUGCUACCUAGCAUAUGCUACAAAAACUGUAGAUUGGGAAACCUCGACUUCUCGACGGAAAAAUAAGACUACAUAAUUCAUAUCCACAAGAACGAAGUACAUCAUCAUUAAUUUAACAGAACGAAAAGAUGGCCUUCCGUUUUCGUCGUGAGGGCAACUAUGUGAAACAUCGGAUUCAUAUGGAUCGGAUGGGCAUGCAGCCGUGGCUAGAGGACUUCAAAUGGCGCGUCACAGACUUCCAAUAUCACUGGUACAUGGGUCCGAAAGCAACCGCAGCAAUCCGACAAAAUACGAAAUUGAGCAUAUUUGGCGCAAGUGGAGAGAUUGGGCCGUCGUCUAGUUCUCGAUCGUUUGAGGAGAAGGACUGUGAAGAAGAUAGAACUUCCUCUGUCAUCUCAACGAGGAGACCAGAAGCAAAUACCCCACGACAUGGUCCUCGACGUGAGUGGCUAGGCAGAAACAUAGCUCUGCGAGCAUUCAUUCCUAACAUCGUACCACAGCGAAGACAAACCAAUCCCUUUUGCCUAUCAUCGAGCAAUACAACGGGAUGGGUCGAAGCUCGGUCGAAAAUAAGUCUCUUAAAUGAAACAAAACCACGUACGAAACAUGAGAUAUCGGGUACUGAUGAUAAGAUACCUGAAAUGCCUAAAUACAGGUAGAUGAAACAGACGUUUGGAUUUGUCAAUAUCAUACACCUCCUCUUCCGAUAUUUUGAUGAUAUGGUCUCCUUUACAAGAUACCUGCGUCUAGGUGAAAUGAUUGAGACUGAAGAUGCAAAAAGUUGAUCUGGG
Molecule: messenger RNA, 837 nt
Organism: Amoebophrya sp. A25
Lineage: Eukaryota; Dinophyceae; Syndiniales; Amoebophryaceae
Source: the annotation of a GenBank genome assembly